Trachemys scripta elegans is the source of this 4131-nucleotide messenger RNA. It is a transcript of the gene SLC45A1, whose product is annotated as solute carrier family 45 member 1. Gene Ontology annotation, biological process: transmembrane transport. The record is from RefSeq and is a predicted model, not a curated record. The coding region runs from base 661 to 2889 and encodes 742 amino acids. Lineage: Eukaryota; Metazoa; Chordata; Testudines; Emydidae. The transcript is spliced from 12 exons. Gene Ontology annotation, cellular component: membrane. Gene Ontology annotation, molecular function: sucrose:proton symporter activity.
AAUCUCACAGCGUUAUAACCAGAGGAUCUCCAGUUACACAGCAACUGGUCUAGACACAGAGGAGUGGGGAGGAACAAGUGAUGCUGCUGUAGAAAGAGACAGAAAACUCAGUGCAGUGUAAGGGUCCAUCUUGCUGAACUGAUGGUAAUUCAGGUCAGGCCCAUACUGGCACUCCAGCUUUGAUUUUAUUCUGCUAAUUUUUAAAUUGCCUUUUUGCUCUCUAUUUUCAGUCCCAUGGCAACUGAGCUUUGCACUGGAUGUUUGGAUGCUCCUGAGGCAAAGAACCUGAUCUCCGGCCUUGGAGGAGGUUGAGUCAGGAGAGAAAUAACAGACUGAGCAUUUGGUCAAAGACUGAACUCCAUCUGUCUGGUUGGCUGGCAAAGGAGCACCCUCCAGACGACAAGGAUCCUGUCCUAUAAAUUAUACAAAAUUUCCUAAGUUACCUGGGAGCAGGAUCAGUGGCUGCUUGUUGGAGGGGGAAAGCUACAGUGAAGGUUAUUUACUAGACAUGACACACCUCUUGGCAGAACCAUGAGCACAACAUAACAUCCAGCGACUCAACAAUAGCACCAGAAUCCGUAGCAACAAGGACACAAUCCUACUGAUCCCUAAAGAACCAGAUAUAUUACAGAGCUUCCAAAAUACAAAGGAAUAUCCACGAUGAUCCCUUCAGCUGCAGCAACCCCUCCCAGCGACGUGCUUUUCCCCAGCCUGUCUUGUCAGGAAUUCUGGAGGUCACAGAUCUCAGGCUAUUCCGGAUCUGUCACUCGCCACAUCAGUCAUCGUGCCAACAACUUUAAAAGACACCCAAAGAGGAGAAAACACAUCCGCCCCUCCCCUCCACCACCCCCAAAUACACCAUGCCCUAUUGAUCUGAUUGACUUUGGGGAUCUCCACCCUCAGAGAUCUUUCCUAGAACUGCUGUUUAAUGGGUGUAUUCUCUUUGGGAUCGAGUUCAGCUAUGCCAUGGAAACAGCCUAUGUGACUCCUGUAUUGCUUCAGAUGGGGCUGCCGGAUCAGUUGUAUGGAAUAGUGUGGUUUAUCAGCCCAAUACUAGGAUUCCUGCUGCAGCCUUUGCUGGGGGCCUGGAGUGACAGAUGCACAUCAAGAUUUGGCAGGAGGCGACCCUUCAUUCUGGUCCUGGCAAUAGGAGCAUUAUUGGGGCUCUCACUUAUGCUGAAUGGAAGGGACAUUGGCAGCGCCUUAGCUGAUACUGUGAAUAACCAUAAAUGGGGGAUCAUUCUCACAAUCUGUGGGGUGGUCCUAAUGGACGUUAGUGCAGAUUCGGCAGACAAUCCCAGUCAUGCCUACAUGAUGGAUGUGUGUAGCCCAGUGGAUCAAGACAGAGGGCUUAACAUCCAUGCUUUGUUAGCAGGUCUUGGAGGUGGCUUUGGUUAUGUUGUUGGAGGAAUAAAUUGGGAUAAAACCAGUUUUGGAAGAGCUGUGGGAGGGCAGCUCCGUGUCAUCUAUGUCUUCACAGCAAUAAUAUUGACUAUCACUACUGUCUUGACUCUAAUUAGCAUUCCAGAAAGACCACUGCAGUCUUUUAGCAAGAAGAAAAAAGUGAUGAAGAGUCCAAGUCUUCCUCUUCCUCCUUCUCCACCUCUUUUGUUUGAGGAAGGUGUAAAUGAAAAUCUCAGUUUUACAAGUCCAAUUUCCCCUCUGAGCCCACUCACACCUAAAUAUGGCAGUUUUAACAGCAGAGACAACUCCUUGACAGGAAUUAAUGAAUUUGCAUCAUCAUUUGGGACCUCAAAUAUUGACAGCGUACUCAUAGACUGCUUCACAGGAGGGUAUGAUGGCUAUUUAGCAAUCCCAGCUAGCUUGCCGAGACAGGCAAUCAGUGUCAGCUUUCCCAGGGUGCCAGAGGGCUUUUACUGUCAAGAAAAUGGAAUCCUGGACCAAGGGGAGAAUUCUGUAAAUCCAGGGCCAGAUGGAGAUGCACUAAGGGUGGGUUCACUGGAUGCAAUAAAGCCACGAUCAAUAGGGAUUCUGAAAAGGCCUCAGACCUUGGCCAUUCCAGAUGUUGUCACAGGAUAUUGUCCAGAAAGUAGCAGGAGAAGAAACGUAACCUUCAGCCAACAGGUUGCUAUUAUUUUGCUGAAUGGUGUGAAGUAUGAGAGUGAGUUGAAUGGAUCAGGUGAGAUGUCUGAGCAAUCACUUUCCAUGAAACUUCUUUGUUCAACCAUCUGCCACAUGCCCAAGACUCUGCGUAACCUCUGCAUCAACCACUUCCUAGGUUGGCUCUCGUUUGAGGGAAUGUUGCUGUUCUACACAGACUUCAUGGGAGAAGUGGUGUUUCAAGGCAAUCCUAAAGCCCCUCACAACUCUGAUGAAUAUCAAAAAUACAAUGCUGGGGUCACCAUGGGCUGUUGGGGAAUGUGUAUCUAUGCAUUCAGUGCUGCAUUCUAUUCAGCCGCACUAGAAAAGCUGGAAGAAUACUUCAGUAUUCGCACCCUGUAUUUCAUUGCAUAUCUUGCUUUUGGACUUGGUACAGGCCUGGCUACACUCUCCAGAAAUAUCUAUGUGAUUUUAUCUCUAUGCAUAACUUAUGGUAUUCUGUUUUCAACACUCUGCACACUCCCUUAUUCUCUGUUGUGUGAUUACUACCAGAGUAAAAAGUUCGCAGGCUCGACUAUCGAUGGUACCAAGCGGGGGAUGGGCGUGGAUCUCUCUCUCCUGAGCUGCCAGUAUUUCCUAGCUCAGCUUCUCGUUUCCAUCGUGAUGGGACCCAUCACUUCCAUGGUGGGCAGCGCUAACGGGGUGAUGUAUUUUGCCAGCCUCGUGUCUUUCAUUGGCUGUUUGUUUUCCUCCCUGUGUGUCAUAUACGAGAUCCCAGCCAACGAGGAGCUGGCGGAGGAGCAGCAGCCGUUGGUGCGGAGCGCGUGAAGGGCAGGAUCGGCCGGCGGCGAGGGGCCCGGGGGCCGGGGAAGCGGCACUAAUCGUACGAGACACGUUACAAUAAAAGCAACUCAGAUGAACGGUGCUUGUGCCUCCGUAUCCCUCCGGGCGGCAGGUGCCGCGGUCCCUCCGGGGCGCUGCGCAGGCGGGCGGGGGAGGCGGAGCGGGGCUGUCCUGGAGGCCGCCCGGUAUCAGGGGAGAGGGGGAACCCCCCCAUUUCGGCCACGUCGGACCCAACUGAUUAGCACCGCCUAUUAUUCGCUGGUAGCCAAUAGACUCCGAGUAUCAGAGGGGUAGCCGUGUUAGUCUAAAUCUGUAAAAAGCAACAGAGGGUCCUGUGGCACCUUUGAGACUAACAGAAGUAUUGGGAGUAUAAGCUUUUGUGGGUAAGAACCUCACUUCUUCAGAUGCAAGACUCCAAGAGUGUUGUGACGUCACCUCUGAUUGGUUCCUGAGAUUGCGAGCCCUCCCUCAAAGGGGGCGGGGCGCCGCACUUACUCUGUCUCUCCGCCCCCCUCCUGUUGUCCUGUUCGGCAGCGCCCGCCCCCGGCCCCGCCCCUCGUGUCCGGGCUCCUCUCGUAGCGCUUCGCAGGCGCCGGUGUCGAGUGAGUCUGCGGGAGCCCGGAGAAUGGGGCUGAGCUCCCGACGCUGCCCGGCCCAAACCGCCGCUGGGUCCCUCCACCGGCUGCGGGCAUGUGGCCCCGGGGCGGGGGUCUUCAGAAUUCAUACCAUGAACACAGGAGCUUUGGUCCUCCAAGGAUAUGGGGGAUCGCAACAGAAAACCUGCUGUCUUUUCAGAGAACAUAUGUUUCAGUGCAAACUACUUGGUUGUUACCUAGAAGUUUUUCAGCUGGUUUGUGACGUGCUCCAACCAAUCCAGUGUUUGAGUCUCUCCGUGUUCAAACCAACAAUGAAAAAUUGCGGCUGUUUGGGAGUGGGUCAUAGCAGCCCACUUGCUCUAAAUACUUGCUGUCCCCUGUUCGUUUGUUCUAUGCAGCCACUAUACAAAAGUAGGGUUUGUGGCACAGCCACCAAAGGCAAGCCAGAUAGCUUCAUGCCCUCCGUGAUCAUUGUUCAUGAGCAGAUGUGCUGAAGGAAAGAGCACAUACCGUCCUGUCAUAAUAGUUUUCAGAUGUGCUUAGAAGUCUAGCCAAAUACUCCAAAGGCAUCAGGGAAAGGUUUUGGUUUCACUUAAUAAAACUGCAGUAACCUGCUCUUACACAGCAACAA